CAGAGUUACUGUUUAUACUUCUUAUACACGUGCAUUCACAUGGGCUUUUCACCUACAUGCACACAUUCGAACAGUGUGGUCUGUGCUCAAUUUCUGGAGGAUUUUUACGUAAUACUGUAGUUCUGCAACCAGCAAGAUUUGCUUUUAUUUAAGUUGUGAAGGAAGAUGUAUCACUCAACGCUUCUCACAAUUUUGUUCCUGUUGUCUGUUCCAUGUGGGGUCUAUUCUGGUAACAUUUUGGUAUUUCCAGUUGAUGGAAGCCACUGGAUUAAUAUGAAAGUUCUCAUUACAGAACUACACUCAAAAGGCCACAACAUCACAGUGAUUCGCAGUUCAAGCAAUCUGUACAUUAAAGAAGAGUCACCCUACUACAAAUGCAUCACUGUAGAUGUUGGUCCAUUUGAUGAUGACUUUUUUGCCAACUUUGUGGCUGUUUCACUACAAGUCCGACAACACCAAAAAUCCUCCUGGGGUAAAAUCAUGUUUGGAAUGGAAGUCUUGAAAAAGUUCUCUGAGAUUCAUGAGAAAAUUUGCAACAUGACUUCCAAGAUAUUUGACAAUGAGACCAUGAUGAAGUCUUUGCAGCAGGCUAAAUUUGAUAUGGUUUUAGCUGACCCUGCUAUGGGAGGUGGUGUGUUACUAGCACAUAAACUUGGCCUCCCUCUGGUGUUCAAUGUUCGCUGGACGAUGCUUGGAGAGGGCCAUUUUGCCAUUGCUCCCUCUCCUCUGUCUUAUGUACCUGUUCCUGGAGCAGAGCUAACAGACAAAAUGACUUUUACUCAAAGAGUCAUAAAUGUGUUGACUUACUUCUUCACUUACUAUCAACAAAUUAAGCAUUCUGUUCAACCUUACCAGGCUUUUUGUCAGAAAUACUUUGGACCUGAUGUGGAUUAUUUUUCCCUUCUUCAGAAUGCAGAUAUUUGGCUCAUGAGAAAUGACUUUACUUUUGAAUUUCCACGACCCACAAUGCCAAAUGUGGUCUAUAUGGGUGGCUUCCAGUGCAAGCCCUCCAAGCCACUUCCUGAUGAUCUAGAAAAGUUUGUCCAGAGUUCAGGGAAACAUGGGGUCAUCAUAAUGUCUUUGGGAUCUCUUUUUGGAUAUCUUGAAAUGGACAUUGCAGAUGAGAUAGCAGCUGCCUUUGCCCAACUGCCUCAAAAAGUCAUUUGGAGACACACUGGACCUCGGCCUUCUACCCUUGGCAAUAACACAUUACUAGUGAGCUGGAUGCCACAGAAUGACCUACUUGGACACACCAAGACUCAGGUCUUUGUAGCCCAUGGAGGAACCAAUGGUGUUCAGGAGGCUAUCUAUCAUGGCGUACCCAUUUUAGGCCUGCCUAUAGCAUUCGAUCAACCUGAUAACCUGUCAAGGAUGAGAGAAAAGGGAACAGCUCGAGUCCUGGAUAUUUCUGAGUUGGACAGAUCGGUAUUUUUAGAGGCAUUAAAGGAGAUGCUGUAUAAUCCAUCUUACAGAGAGAAGAUGCAGAAGUUGUCUCGACUGCAUCAUGACCAGCCCAUAAAACCUCUUGACCGUGCGGUCUUCUGGAUUGAAUAUGUCAUAAGGAAUGGCGGUGCUCCUCACUUACGCACACAGUCAUUCAGGAUGUCCUGGAUUACCUAUCACUCUGUGGAUGUAAUGCUCACAUUGCUGGGAGCUCUGCUGAUUAGUGGCUGGCUAACAUUUUUGUUGCUGAGAUGUCUUUGUUUUAAAGUAAUCUUUAAUAAGAAAAUCAAACCUGAAUGAUAUAUUUGCUCAUUCGUAGACAGCAGGUGAAAGGUUUAAUUAUGUACACAUGUAUGGGUUAAAUUUAGCAUGAACUAUGUAAAUUUUCACCUCUUUAUCAAUCUUGAUUAUUAAACAAAUUUGUAAACAUUGUUGUUCUCAUGCUUCAUAUAUUGUUAAAGCUAUACAACCUCUAAUGUUAUAAAGCAGAAAAUUUA
Molecule: messenger RNA, 1940 nt
Organism: Hemibagrus wyckioides
Lineage: Eukaryota; Metazoa; Chordata; Actinopteri; Siluriformes; Bagridae
Product: UDP-glucuronosyltransferase 2A2-like
Exons: 2
Coding region: 166-1743 (525 amino acids)
Molecular function (GO): UDP-glycosyltransferase activity
Source: RefSeq, a predicted model, not a curated record